AUGGCAUACAACAGAUAUUAUUUUCAUGUUCUUCUACCUCUCAUUGUUAUACUUUCUUUAUUGAUUAUUACUAAUACUGAAGGUGUUGCUGCUCCAGAAAUACCUUUGUUGAAUCGGAAUAGUUUCCCACCUGGCUUCAUCUUUGGUACAGCAUCCUCAGCAUACCAGUAUGAAGGAGCAGCAAAUGAGGGUGGUAAAGGGUCAAGUAUUUGGGACACCUUCACUCAUAAAUAUCCUGAUAAGAUAAAGGACAGAGGCAAUGGAGAUGUUGCAGUUGAUUCAUAUAAUCGCUACAAGGAGGAUGUUCGGAUUAUGAAGCAUAUGAAUUUGGAUGCUUACAGAUUUUCCAUAUCUUGGUCAAGAAUUCUUCCAAAUGGACAAUUAAGUGGAGGUAUAAAUGAAGAAGGAAUUGACUAUUACAACAAACUUAUCAAUGAGCUGGUGGCAAAUGGUUUAGAACCAUUUGUGACGCUUUUCCAUUGGGAUCUUCCUCAAUCUUUAGAAGAUGAAUACGGUGGCUUCUUAAGUUCUCGCAUUGUGAAAGAUUUCCAAGACUAUGCAGAGCUUUGCUUCAAGGAAUUUGGCGAUAGAGUGAAAAAUUGGAUAACUUUGAAUGAGCCAUUGACUUAUAGUCAACAUGAACCCUAUUUGGUCACGCAUCACCAACUUCUUGCUCAUGCAGCGGCCGUCAAUGUCUACAAGACCAAGUACGAGAGAAUUCAAAAUGGUUUGAUAGGCAUAACUUUGAAUUUUAUUUGGUGCGAGCCACUGUCGGAAAACAAACUUGAUCGAGAAGCUACUGAACGAGUUAUUGAUUUUAUGUUUGGAUGGUUUAUGGAUCCACUGACAAGAGGAAAUUAUCCCAAAAACAUGCGUUUGUUGGUGAAAUCACGAUUACCAAAAUUUACAAAGGAGCAUUCCAAAUGGCUUAUUAAUUCGUAUGAUUUUAUUGGCAUAAAUUACUAUACCGCUAGAUAUGUCUCUGAUGCACCAGAAUUAAGAAAUGUCAGAAGCAGUUAUAUGACAGAUGCCCUUGCAAAUUUUUCACAUGUGCGUGAAGGAAAAGCUAUUGGUCUAAAUGUUGCUUCAGAUUGGUUGUAUGUUUAUCCAAGAGGAUUUCGAGACCUUUUAUUCUACACCAAAGAGAAAUACAACAAUCCUUUAAUUUAUAUCACUGAAAAUGGUAUAAAUGAUUAUGAUGAUCCAUCACUCUCACUUGAAGAAUCUCUCUUAGAUAUUUAUAGAGUUGAUUAUCAUUAUCGCCAUUUAUAUUAUCUUCAAGAAGCAAUUAAGAAUGGUGUAAAUGUAAAAGGGUAUUUUGUAUGGUCACUCCUAGACAAUUUUGAAUGGAACUUUGGUUACACAAUGCGAUUUGGAUUGAAUUUUGUAGAUUACAGGAAUGGUUUGAAAAGAUAUUCCAAACUUUCUGCUAUGUGGUUCAAGGAUUUUCUUAAUAUAGAAUUCAAACAUCAAAGUUCCUUGUAA
Messenger RNA from Vigna angularis (adzuki bean), 1485 nucleotides. Its product is annotated as beta-glucosidase 13. The transcript has 14 exons. The record is from RefSeq and is a predicted model, not a curated record. Bases 1 to 1485 code for a protein of 494 amino acids. Gene Ontology annotation, biological process: carbohydrate metabolic process. Gene Ontology annotation, molecular function: beta-glucosidase activity. Lineage: Eukaryota; Viridiplantae; Streptophyta; Magnoliopsida; Fabales; Fabaceae.